Messenger RNA from Thelazia callipaeda (thelaziosis nematode), 353 nucleotides. NCBI's taxonomy places the organism in Eukaryota, Metazoa, Nematoda, Chromadorea, Rhabditida, Thelaziidae. The record is from the annotation of a GenBank genome assembly.
UAUAAUAUUGAUGAAAGCUUUAUUCAGAGAAACUCAGUAAUCUCGUGGUACUAUAGACAGUUCUGCUUUGUGACAGAAUACGGGAAAGUAGAAAUUUUACUAAAAGCAGUUGGUGAUGCUCCAAUAUUAAAGCAAAAUAAGUGGAUGGUUGAUGAAAGUAAAACAGUGGCAGAGUUAACUAUUUUUUUGCGGAAUUAUAUGAAGCUUAGUGAUAGCGAUUCCUUACUGCUCUUCAUCAACCAGAGUUUUGCACCGUCACCUGACCAAACUUUACAAAAUCUAAAGGAUUGUUUUGCAUCCGGUGAUUCAAAAUUAAUCAUCAAUUAUAGUAAAACUCCAGCGUGGGGUUAAUU